AUGUUGGUGACGCUGUCUAAAAUGUUAUCGUUCCUGUGGCGCAUCAGAAGACCAAUGCUGGUCGUGUUAUUGAUAAUGUGCGUCAGCCCGAUCAUCUUCAUCAGCAUGGACCAAGCUAAAGACAUGAUUCAGGAUAUCAGUGUCACUAGUAGACAUCCUAAUGUAAGCGUUCAUUGGCGUGGUGUGAAGACUGGCUUUCGGAAUAUAACGUUGACACCGGAUAGUAAUAAAAAUGAACCAUACAACGUCGUAAUUCUCUGCUUGGAGUCCGUUUCUCACAACGGAUUUAUAAGAAACAUGAAGAAAAGUUACAAAUAUCUUAAAGAAAAAAUGAACGCUACAAUAUUAAAUGGAUACAACAUUGCAAACGAUGGUACCACUGGCGCCCUCUAUCCCUUAUUCACGGGCAAAUCUGAGAAUGAUCUAAAAGAGAUGAAUGAAUUCGGAAUGAGACGUGAUAAUCCAAGUUAUUUUAUUUUCAACCAGCUUAAACCUUUGGGGUAUCGAACGGCGUAUUUCGAUGAUACAGGCUUGAUAGCGACUCCAUACCAGUUCAGGUUUACUUACCCUCCAGCCGAUCAUUACCUGCGCCCGUAUUCCUUGGCCCGCCGCAAUGGAAAGCCACAUCGUUCUCUUUCCCAUCAUUGCAUAGAAUCUGCUCCUCAAUACCAGAUGUUGAUGCAUUUCGUUAAAGAGUGUCUACUGCUAGAUGGAAAGAAGUUUAUCUUCAGCUUAAUAGACGACUUGUCCUCUGAGAACUUCACGUUCGUUCCAUCAGCUGAUGAUAGCCUGCUAGACUUCCUCCAAACGAUGACCGCUAGAAGAGUCCUCGAAGACACUUUGUUGAUCGUCAUGGGAGACCAUGGACCUAGGUUCUCCCCGAUCAGGAGUACACAUCAGGGAAUGUUAGAAGAAAGGCUUCCCUUAAUGGCGAUUAUUCUACCACAUAAACUGAUAAAAGCUAGACCGUUAGCUCUAAAGGCUUUAGUGAACAACAAGGAUGUAUUGACGACACCUUUGGAUAUCUUCACAACGAUCCUAGACGUGCUAGGUGUAGAUGAAGUGGAGCCACCAGAUAAAUUGGACGGAUUUGACCUUCCAAGAGCAAUGAGCCUAUUGGGACCGAUUGUGAUGGAUCCCGGUCACGCCAUAUAUGAGGGCACUAUGAUCUAUAUACCUAGCAAAGAUUUCUUCAUGGUUGCUGAAAGGGAUAUAUCUAGAGUUAACGCAUAUGGUGACGAAUCAAGUUGCAUCAGUGACACACACCCGCAUCUAAAUAAGUACUGCUAUUGCAAUAAGUCGGUUAAUAUUAAAAAGAACAAAUCUAAACCCAAGAUAGAUUUGUUUAGAAUUGGCUUGUGA
This is a messenger RNA of Spodoptera exigua (beet armyworm), 1362 nucleotides long. The record is from the annotation of a GenBank genome assembly. NCBI's taxonomy places the organism in Eukaryota, Metazoa, Arthropoda, Insecta, Lepidoptera, Noctuidae.